This is a messenger RNA of Suncus etruscus (white-toothed pygmy shrew), 1668 nucleotides long. RefSeq names its product dysbindin domain containing 2 (gene DBNDD2). The record is from RefSeq and is a predicted model, not a curated record. Gene Ontology annotation, cellular component: cytoplasm. The transcript has 3 exons. Gene Ontology annotation, biological process: negative regulation of protein kinase activity. Lineage: Eukaryota; Metazoa; Chordata; Mammalia; Eulipotyphla; Soricidae. The coding region runs from base 412 to 969 and encodes 185 amino acids.
GGGAUGGGGGCAUUUUGGGGGGGGAGGAAGUUUGGGGUUUGAAGGGUAGACAGGAAGAAGAAAAAGACUUUUCACUCCUGAUCACUGUGCUCUCUCUUUCCUGGUGGGGCUGGGAUUCACACCCAAUAAAUGGAAAAUAUGUUACUGUCCUCCCCCCGCCCCCCAGGGCUGGACCAGUCACUCCAAGCCCUGCCGCAGGCAGAGCAUAAUACUGAGCCUUGAUGUUGGCUGGGCUCCCACAGCACAGAGGAUCCUUUUUCCCUGUGCCUGGAACUUGUGUCCCCUUUGUGGUGCUGAAGCCAGCCUCCCCCCACCCCCACCCCGGACUCUGGGACUGGGUGGUCAUGGACUUGGUUCCAGGCAAGGCAUACGCCCAGAGGUCCUGGUUGAUCCAGAGGACCCACAAUUGAGAUGCUGAGUGCAGUGAAGGUUCUCUCUCCCUGUGUCCCCUCCCUACUUGAGAGCUACCCUGUUCUUCCCUCUCCAGGAGCUGACAUGGAUCCAAAUCCUCGGGCAGCCCUGGAGCGCCAGCAGCUUCGCCUUCGGGAACGGCAGAAAUUCUUUGAGGAUAUUUUACAGCCAGAUGCAGAAUUUGUCUUUCCUCUGUCCCACCUGCAUCUCGAGUCACACAGACCCCCUAUCGGUAGUAUCUCAUCCAUGGAAGUGAAUGUGGACACUUUGGAGCAAGUGGAAUUCAUUGACCUCGGGGAUCAGGAUGGAGCAGAUGUGUUCUUGCCUUGCGAAGAUCCUCCACCGACCCCACAGACAUCUGGUGUGAAUGAUCUUGCAGAAGAGCUCAGCUUGCCCACACCAGACAGGACCAUGUCCCGCACCUCCUCUUCAUCCUCUGACUCCUCCACCAACUUGCACAGCCCAAACCCCAGCGACGAUGGUGCAGACACACCCUUGGCACAGUCUGACGAAGAGGAUGGGAAUGAUGGAGGGGCAGAGCCUGGAACCUGCAGCUAGCAGUGGCCCCCACCCACAGAUGGACUGAGCUGGUUCUUCUCCGCUUGAGACCGUAGGCCCAGCGGAGCACAGUGGAGAAGAUCAGUCUUGUUCCUUUGCAGUGGGUCCCCUGGAGGAAAGUGGGCUUGCAGAUUUCUCUAGGAAUUAACCUACUCCUUUCCUGCUAACCUGGUCCUGCUGCAACCCUCCUGCCAUUUUGGGUUUAAUUCCCAGAGUAGAGUUGCAAGUGGAGAUGGAAGAUGAGGUGGAACAGGAUGCCACUGCUUUUCUUAGCACCCCUACUCCCCUAGACUCCCUGCCAUCUCAGAGCCUCCUAAACCAGGGUGUCUCCAUGGACACGAGCUCUGUGGCAUUCCAGGGAGAGGUAUUCUAGCCAUCCUGCUUCCUUCAUCCUUUUUGAACAGGACAUGGUAUCAGUAAUAAACAACAGUACACCCACCACUCCACUCUAUUUUUCACAGUACCACCAUAUUUGUUGCAUCUACUGUGUUUCUUUGGUGUUCUAAGCAACACCAUCCCCCUCUCACUCACUCACCCCAUUUGUGCUGGACCUUUGGAAUAUACAUUUGAACAUGGUGGCCAGUAGCCCUGUCUUUGUGGAGUUUAAAUGUGUCAGGGUGGGGGCAGGGCAUUUGGGUAAAUACCACAGCACACUGUGUAAUAAAUAGCAUAAUAAAGAACUACUCCAGUUUCAGAAAA